AUCGUCACCAGUCGAUCGUGUAAAAAACAAAGCCUCAUUCAUAUUUCCCAUUAAUACAAACAACGCACACACAUUUCGAAAUAUCCUACGUCCAAGAAGAUAAUUGGCUUCUUCGUAUAAAUACGGUACUCCAGCAGUACUUUGCAUCACACCACUUUUGCAUUCCUUCGAGCAAUACGUUAAAGAAUUUUUUUUCAUCAAAAAAUGUUCGUGAAAAUUUCCGUGCUAUUUUUCGCAAUUAUGUCGUUCGUUUCAAGUGCACCAGCACCCGGGUUCCUUGGAGAGUACCAUGGAGUACCCGCUGCAACCUCGUACUCGUCUAGAAUCGAUAUUCAUGGACCAGACUACGUGAAAACCUACGCUUCAGCACCUGUGAUAACGAAAACUGUCGUGGCCACACCAAUUGUGAAGGCUGUGGUACCUGCUGUGUACCAUGAACCUUUAGUGGCUGGGUAUGGAGGUUAUGGAUAUGGUCUGAGUCACGAUUACGGAUUAGGGUAUGGAGUGGGUUAUGGAUAUGGUAUUGGGCACCAUUACUGAAGAGAAGGGAUCAAGUAUUUUUUUUUAAACCGUGAUGUAUUUUAUGUAAAUAGUUUAUUUGUGUUUAUGUGUGUUAAGUUAUAUUAUUUUUGUAUGAUAAAUAAAUGCGCCAGUUUGUAUUAAUAUGA
Molecule: messenger RNA, 668 nt
Organism: Sitophilus oryzae (rice weevil)
Lineage: Eukaryota; Metazoa; Arthropoda; Insecta; Coleoptera; Curculionidae
Product: cuticle protein 64-like
Exons: 1
Coding region: 205-540 (111 amino acids)
Source: RefSeq, a predicted model, not a curated record